Larimichthys crocea (large yellow croaker) is the source of this 927-nucleotide messenger RNA. Its product is annotated as olfactory receptor 11A1-like. Gene Ontology annotation, biological process: detection of chemical stimulus involved in sensory perception of smell; G protein-coupled receptor signaling pathway. The coding region runs from base 1 to 927 and encodes 308 amino acids. Lineage: Eukaryota; Metazoa; Chordata; Actinopteri; Sciaenidae. The transcript has a single exon. The record is from RefSeq and is a predicted model, not a curated record. Gene Ontology annotation, molecular function: olfactory receptor activity; G protein-coupled receptor activity; odorant binding. Gene Ontology annotation, cellular component: membrane.
AUGGAUGCUGAUUUAAAUGUAACAUAUAUAACUCUUGGUGGUCAUGUAGAAGUGCACAAAUAUAGAUAUCUUUACUUUGUGAUCAUGUUCACAGCAUAUAUUCUGAUAAUCUGCUGUAAUUCAUCCAUCAUAUGCCUUGUCUUCAUCCACCAAAACCUCCAUGAGCCUAUGUACAUUUUCAUUGCAGCUUUGUUACUAAACUCUGUUGUUUCGAGCACUGCUAUCUACCCAAAGCUUCUGAUUGACUUUUUAUCUGACAAACAGAUCAUAACAUAUUCAGCCUGUCUCUUUCAGGUUUUUAUGUUUUACUUUUUAAGCUGUUCAGAGUUUUUAUUGUUGGCAGCCAUGUCUUAUGACAGGUAUGUGUCUAUAUGUAAACCUCUGCAAUAUCCAACCAUCAUGAGGAAAACCACUGUCAGUAUUUUGCUGGUUUUAGCUUGGCUUGUGCCUGCUUGUCAGAUUUCAGCAGCAGUUGUGCUAAAUAUUAACAACAAACUCUGUAGCUUUACUUUGAAAGGUAUUUAUUGUAAUAAUUCAGCAAACUUUCUUUACUGUGAACAAUCAAAAGUACUAUCUGUAUAUGGUAUAGUAGUUCUACUUAAUCUUGCACUUUUCCCGAUGCUCUUUAUUCUUUUCACGUACACAAAGAUCCUCAUAAUAUCAUAUCGCAGUUGUGGAGAAGUCCGCAAAAAAGCUGCACAGACAUGUUUACCCCACCUGUUAGUUUUAAUCAACUAUUCUGUUUUACUUACAUAUGACGUUAUUACAGUUAAACUGGAAACUGAGUUUCCAAAGACUGUACGUUUUGUAAUGACUCUGCAGAUUGUCAUGUAUAAUCCUCUCUUUAAUCCAGUCAUAUAUGGACUGAAAGUGAGAGAAAUAUCCAAACACCUGAAAAGGUUGUUCAGUCAGGCCAAAGUGAACUAA